Rattus norvegicus (Norway rat) is the source of this 5031-nucleotide messenger RNA. It is a transcript of the gene Ets1, whose product is annotated as ETS proto-oncogene 1, transcription factor. Lineage: Eukaryota; Metazoa; Chordata; Mammalia; Rodentia; Muridae. Gene Ontology annotation, molecular function: DNA-binding transcription factor activity; sequence-specific DNA binding. The coding region runs from base 280 to 1605 and encodes 441 amino acids. The record is from RefSeq and is marked validated. Gene Ontology annotation, cellular component: cytoplasm; nucleus. The transcript has 8 exons. Gene Ontology annotation, biological process: regulation of DNA-templated transcription; regulation of transcription by RNA polymerase II.
CGCCGGCCAGCCGAGAGAGUGAGCGAGCGCCCGGGACAGAGGAGCGAGCGGGCGAGGCGCGGGCGAGGCUGGGACCCAAGCGCGCUCUCUGCUCCGCCAAGUGCCAACUUCGCGCCGACUGGCUGGGCGCGCACCUUUCUGCCGGGCGAUCAGCGGGAAUUUGAGAUUUUAGGGCUGCGCUCUGUCCCCUUCCCCUGAGUUCAAAAUCCCUAUUAAAAAGCAAAACAACAGUUACAGCAAACUUGCUCUCAUCCCGCCGGCCCCCUCAACUCCGGCACCAUGAAGGCGGCCGUCGAUCUCAAGCCGACUCUCACCAUCAUCAAGACAGAAAAAGUGGAUUUGGAGCUUUUCCCAUCCCCGGAUAUGGAAUGCGCAGAUGUCCCACUGUUAACUCCGAGCAGCAAAGAAAUGAUGUCCCAGGCACUGAAAGCUACCUUCAGUGGUUUCACAAAAGAGCAGCAGCGACUGGGAAUCCCCAAAGACCCCCGGCAGUGGACAGAAACCCAUGUCCGGGAUUGGGUGAUGUGGGCUGUGAAUGAGUUCAGCCUGAAGGGUGUGGACUUCCAGAAGUUCUGUAUGAAUGGAGCAGCACUGUGUGCCCUGGGUAAAGAAUGCUUCCUCGAGCUGGCUCCAGACUUUGUGGGGGAUAUCCUGUGGGAGCAUCUAGAGAUCCUGCAGAAAGAGGAUGUGAAACCGUAUCAGGUUAAUGGAGUCAACCCUACCUACCCAGAAUCCCGUUACACCUCGGAUUACUUCAUUAGCUAUGGUAUCGAGCAUGCUCAGUGUGUCCCUCCCUCAGAGUUCUCAGAGCCCAGCUUCAUCACAGAGUCCUAUCAGACGCUGCAUCCCAUCAGCUCGGAAGAACUCCUGUCCCUCAAGUAUGAGAACGACUACCCUUCCGUCAUUCUCCGGGACCCUCUCCAGACAGACACCUUGCAGACAGACUACUUUGCCAUCAAGCAAGAAGUGUUAACUCCAGACAACAUGUGCAUGGGGAGAGCCAGUCGUGGUAAACUCGGGGGCCAGGACUCUUUUGAGAGCAUAGAGAGCUACGAUAGUUGUGACCGUCUCACCCAGUCCUGGAGCAGCCAGUCAUCUUUCAACAGCCUGCAGCGUGUCCCCUCCUAUGACAGCUUCGACUCCGAGGACUAUCCCGCUGCCCUGCCCAACCACAAGCCCAAGGGCACCUUCAAGGACUAUGUGCGUGACCGUGCUGACCUCAACAAGGACAAGCCUGUCAUUCCUGCUGCUGCCCUGGCUGGCUACACAGGAAGUGGGCCGAUCCAGCUGUGGCAGUUUCUUCUGGAAUUACUCACUGAUAAGUCUUGUCAGUCUUUUAUCAGCUGGACAGGAGACGGCUGGGAAUUCAAGCUUUCCGACCCAGAUGAGGUGGCCAGGAGAUGGGGAAAGAGGAAAAACAAGCCUAAGAUGAAUUAUGAGAAACUGAGCCGCGGCCUUCGCUACUAUUACGACAAAAAUAUCAUCCACAAGACGGCGGGCAAGCGCUACGUGUACCGCUUUGUCUGCGACCUACAGAGCCUGCUGGGAUACACCCCAGAGGAGCUGCAUGCCAUGCUGGAUGUGAAGCCGGAUGCUGAUGAGUAACGGACACGGAAGGGGCUGGGGGGGACCCCGCUGAGACCUUUCAAAGAACAACCCGUGUUGGUUGGACUCUUAAUUUUUAAUUGUUAUUCUAUGUUUUAUUUUCCAGAACUCAUUUUUCACAUUCAGGGGUGGGAGCUAAGGGAGUUGCAGCCACAUUCCAUUGGCCAUUGGCAAGGCCGGAAAGGGAAAGUCAGGACCUGUGGGGUGGGUGGGGCAAGAAGUUCCUGAGGAGAUUUUUCAGGAGCGAGAGGGUCUUCUCAGAAGCCGAGCGGACUUGACUUACAGAGGAAAAGGUUUAUGUGUCCAGUAUUCUGUUUGCAAUCAAAGGAAAGAGUUCAUCUUGAGUUGUGGAUCGACUAGCAGGAGGAAUUGUCACGUUAAGAUGAAAGUCAGUCAGCGUUGGUGGGUGGGAGGAAAACAGUUUCUUCAGGGGAUGACUAAACGCAAGAAUUUAUUAACCUUUCUACUUUUUUUGAAACAAAGAUGGACUUUAAUGGAAGGGAUCCAAAACUGUUUUUAUUGUUGAAGUUUAUUUUAUUAAAUUCUGUGCCAGUAUUUUUUUUCUUAAAAAAAAUCGUCUUAAGCUCUAAGGUGGUCUCAGUAUUGCAGUAUUGUGAGUUCGUUGUAAUUUGCUGGCUGAGGAGUCUCCCACAAUGAAAGGCAGCUGUUUAUAUAGACCCCAUGGAAAAAUCCAAGUCUGUACUGAGAACAGAGACCCCCGAACUCUUACAGCUAAAGGACGUGAAUGCUGAUUUGGGGACCAGGGAACUGUGUGAAUUCCACCUGCGGUUUGUAAAACAACAUUUCCAGUCCUUUUACUUACUGUCAGGCUGUGGGCUUAGUGUUAGUUAAGGGGCAUUAAGUCUUUGCACUGAAUGUAUUUUUGCAGCUCUGCUUUGGAACUGUUGUCAGCAUAGGUGCACUGUUUAAGUCUUGGAAAAGAAAUCGAAGGAGGAAGUUGAACCUGGUUUUUGGUUAAAUCGCUACCCGAAACAUAGAAGACUCAAACUAAAUGCUGUUUGCAUGGGCAUUACCCCUCGGAUCUUAAGGCCUAAAUGCAUGCCGUUCCAAACUAACAUUGUACAAUUUCUCCUCUAUGGCUUAUUUCCCCAGUUCACCACAUUGCUGCCCCUCCCCACCUUACUAAUCAGUAGAGUGGAAUGUAAUGUUUCCUGAUAGGUGAAUGAAAGUGUAAUUUCAGACAUCACAGCACAAAUCAAAGAGUACAGACUUUCUAGGGUUCAGAGAGCAUGGAAACGAGGAGGCUAUUUCAGGAGCAUGGGACAUGGCCUCCUUUGGGAAGAGGCUUUCCUUUGAAGAAUUGGAGCUCGUCAGGUAGGAUUUCAGGUGAGGCUGUUUGCAGAUGAAGUGGUAGAGAGCACUGGGACUUCGAGCUUGACCUGUUGCUACCUCGGCAGAGGUUAAGCGAAAGUCAGCUGCGGAUGAGAGGAAAACUUGAUGGAGGGAAUACAACGGCAGGAGCUAAGUACGGAGAAUAAGGUGGCCCGUGACAGUGAGGUAUAGUUUUACUUUCCUCAAAGUUUAAAUUCAAAGACUUAAUCGAGGCAGCCAUCUUCCUGCCAGUUGAGAGAGGAGACUGGAAAGUAAGGCAUUGUGGGUAAAAACAAAGUAAGGAAACAUGCCUGGUAUCAUUAGAAUCCCUCCCACUGUUUACCACGCCUAGUUGAGACAGCGACAGUGGACUUCCAUGAGAGAAAAGAGGCAGUUGGUUGAGGUGGACCUCUCCAGGCUCACCCUUCGGGGAUUGUAACUACCUGGUAUCAUCUUCAUGAGAGUUGAUGGCUGACUCCCAGAUUCCCUUGAAGACUCUGAAUUCCUGCGAACAUAACUUGUCCAUGGGUGUUCUGUACUGACCGAUUGGAGCAUCCCCACCGGGAAGCAAAGGCAAAACAUCCCAGCUCUAUGUUUUGAUCUUAACAAAUGCAGGUGCCUUAAUGAAGCUCUCAAAGUAUUUAGGAGCUGCUCAGGGAGUGUUAGGUGGGAUCAUUUGGAUUAUGUUGUUUUUCUCUUAUAUUAUGUGAUCUUUGUUGGGCACUGGCAGUGUGUGUGUGUGUGUGUGUGUGUGUGUGUGUGUGUGUGUGUGUGUGUGUGUGUGUGUACAUUUGUAUAAGCCUGCAGCUGAAAUAGUACUGACUUUUCUACUUAAGUCUGUCCACAUUUCCAUAACGGCGAAAGAGUACAUACAGCCAGGGCUGAUGUCAUUUCUCGCUCUUUGCAACAGGGCUUAAAUAAAAAAAAAAUCACUUCCCCAAGUCGUCGUCCUUGCCCCUAUUCAGUUCAUGCUGAAAACGCCCCUCUCGAGAGCCUACCGCCUGCAGCCAGUAGCAGAUAAGACGUAAGAAAGUGCCUCCCACACGGCUCAGCUUGCUGACUUGCUUCUCCCCAGGUCCACCACUUUCAGGAUUUGUAGAUAGGAUAUUAGUCAGCUUGGUGGUCCAUCUGGCCAGACGCUCUUUCCCAUGCUGUCCAAAGGCCAGAGACCAUCCCAGGAAGAGUGGCGGGUGGUUUAUACACUGGAAAUGUAGCGGCAUUGCUGCAUUGAUGCUCUACAAAAACACGUUCACUUCAGAGGAAGGAUGAGCACAUCUGAUCCAGCUGGGUGGCUCCAUUGUUUUCCCAGAGAGAUGCUUUAACCUGUGCGGUUGGCUUUUGGCUCAGAGCCUCAGGGGAAUAAGGAUGCUCCCUGCAUAGAGCUCUGACCGUUGCGGCCAUGGAAACCAGUGGAAGCACUCUAGAUCAGAGACACUCUUCCUCACUUUGGAGAUCAACACUCUGGGUUUUAAAGCAUUAACCUUCAUGGUGAAAUCACACCUUCUCUCUUCUAGCCAUGCUGUGCAUGCCGCUUUCUCUGUCGGGGGGUCUCUAUAAAUUUGUUGAACUCUUACGUACAUUCCAAAGAAGUUUCAAGGAACCACAAGUAUAUGUAUACAAAUACAUAUAUGAAGUAUAUAUGUUAAAAUGAAAUUAUCUCUAUCAGGAAUACUGCCUCAGUUAAUUGAAUUUUUUUUAAGGAUACUUUUUUUUAAGCGGAGAAUUAUUGGGGUGUAAAAGAUGUUAUAUUGUGUUUGACUAUUUUCCAGCUUGUAUUUUCACAUAAUUUAUAUUUUUUAAAUGCUGAAAAUUUAAAAGCGAGAUUUAAAAAGGAAAAGCAGGUGCUUUUUUUUUAAAAAAAAGAAUCAGAACUGAGGUAGCUUAGAGAUGUAGCCAUGUAAGUGUCUUAAAUGUUUUGUUUUUAAAAAAAAAACAAAUGCAAAAAAAUUCUUAUGGGGGAGUUUUUUGUUUGUUUCUUUUAGUAGCUGAUGCUGGCACAUCAUUUUGCUGGAAAGUUUUUUAUAUACUGUAGCCUGAUUUCAUAUUGUAUUUUAAACUGUGUGAAAUUAAAGAGACAAAGAAAUUCAUUCAUAA